Messenger RNA from Lactuca virosa, 375 nucleotides. The record is from the annotation of a GenBank genome assembly. NCBI's taxonomy places the organism in Eukaryota, Viridiplantae, Streptophyta, Magnoliopsida, Asterales, Asteraceae.
AUGCAACUAAAGGGGGAAACCAAAUCCCCAAAAAAUUCAAGUACCCCGCCUUCCCCAAAAAUCGAACCUCACCAUAUCUUUCAUGGAGUCGGCGAUUGGGGGUCUACGACUCCUCAAACUCGAAACGCCGGUGAUUUUAAGGUUUUUCUUGUCCCCGAUAUCAAAGAAGAACUAGGGUUUUAUGCUAUGGACCUCACAAGUGCGCACCCUUUUUCACUCCACUCUUUCUCUCUCUACAAACAACCUAGCAACAGCAGCAGCAGCACAAGAAAGAUGGGCGAAGGAAAAGGCUCAUCCCUGGUUCAUCUUCUAGUUAUCAUCUUAUGCUUAGUUGCUUUUGGUUUCGCCAUUGCCGCCGAACGCCGCCGUAGCUAG